AUGCUAGUCACCUACAAGCCUGACUCACCCAUUCGUUCUUUCCGACUCACCCAACGAGUCAUUUCUGACUCACUCAUUAGCUCGGGCCGACUCAUCCGACCCGACUCACCCGUCACCCGUGGUUUGCAGCUUGUGCAUAGGAUGACUUCGCGAAGAAUCCGGCCGUCGGCCACCA
Molecule: messenger RNA, 175 nt
Organism: Cladocopium goreaui
Lineage: Eukaryota; Dinophyceae; Suessiales; Symbiodiniaceae
Source: the annotation of a GenBank genome assembly